AGUAAGGUUCAAUAUUUGAGUGUAAAAAAAUAACAACUUUAAAUAUUUUCAAUGAACUACAAUGAGUGCCCAAAGCAAACCUAAUUCGAUAUCAUGGAGGAUUUACAAAUUAAAAAUGCAAUUCCUAAUGGCGAUAAGUAAGUUUUAAAUCCUCUUUCCGAGUUGUAUUUAAAACAACGGCAGUGGAUCCAGUGUGGCUGAAAUGUUAUUCAGCUAGCAAUAUAACCUUACAUCUAAGAUUUGACAGUAUGAAUGCAGUGAAGAGGGAUACUCCCAGUGCGACAGUUAACAUACAGUUAGUUCCAGGGUAUCCACUUAAAUUGCCUGAACUGUCAAUCAUAUCUCAAGAUAUCAAUAAAGAAUGUAUUACCUCCCUGAAAAUGGAAGCUGCACAGUUCUGUACAGACUUGAUUGGCCAGCCAAUGCUGGUCUCUCUAGCCAUAUUCCUCAGAGACAAGAUUGAGUGUCUGUUCAAAGAAAUGUUUGAAAAGAUUAAGUGUGAACAAGAAUCUUCCAGUCAAAUGAAAACCACUCAAACACUGUGUAGUGAAAAGAUAUUGUGCUUGAUAAGAAUUGACCAUAUGAGAUCAAAGUCAAAGUACUGUAAAUUUAUUGACAGAUGGGUAACUGAUCUCGCAUUGCAUGGAUGUCUUAUAUUUUGCAAUAAACUUAUACUAAUAUUACUGAUUGGAGAAAAAGAACAGAUAAGUGGUUUUAUGGUUCGUUUAAAAACCACCAACGUUGAUGUAGACUCCACUGGGCACCCAUGUAAGGAACGAAUGCUGACAGUUCUUUGCGAAGAAAGUAUAGAAGCUCAGAUUUACCUAAGGUUGGAAGGGUUUUCUCACUACAACUUGGAAAAAUAUGCUGACAUAAAGGAGCUGUUUUCUCAUGCAGGACUUGUAGGCAUAUAUGACAACUAUAUUGUUACAUUACAUAAGCAAUGGUACCAGUAAUCGUGUAGUUGUUUGUUUAAUGCAUUCUGAUUUGAUGUAGGUUAGUUUGUUGAAAUAAAAUAUCCCCAAUACAA
Molecule: messenger RNA, 1030 nt
Organism: Dreissena polymorpha
Lineage: Eukaryota; Metazoa; Mollusca; Bivalvia; Myida; Dreissenidae
Product: RWD domain-containing protein 3-like
Exons: 4
Coding region: 249-956 (235 amino acids)
Biological process (GO): positive regulation of protein sumoylation; positive regulation of hypoxia-inducible factor-1alpha signaling pathway
Molecular function (GO): protein binding
Source: RefSeq, a predicted model, not a curated record